UUCUUCCUGAGUGGAAAUCAAGUCUCCUUUUGCUUCCAAUUCGCUUCAUCAUCUCUCUUAUCCCUAAACUUAAUUUUUCUUCAAAAAAAAAAAAAAAACAAAAACAAACAAAAGAUCCAAUGAAGAAGAUCAAUCUCAUACUUAGGAAAUGCAAAAGCUUUUCGAGACAACUAGGACGAUCAUCUUCAUAUAGCAGCCUAAGGUCGAAAUCGGUUAGGGAAGAUCAUCAACUAUGGGAUAAAAUGAGAGAAGAUAAUCAACAUUGGGAAACAAUUUAUGUUGGGAGUACCAGGAAACGUUAUGUGGUUAGUUCCAAGUACCUUAACCAUCCUUUGUUGAAUGCGUUGAUCGAGAGGUCGAAACAGAAGCAUGGAGGGGAAGACAUAUUGGUGAAAUGUGAGGUAGUUGUGUUUGACCAUCUUUUAUGGAUGCUUGAGAAUUCAGAUCCAAAUCUCAUUUUGGAUUCCUUGGAAGAAUUGGCUGACCUUUAUGUGUUUUGAAUCAGCAGCUAAUAUAUAUAUAUAUAUAUAUAUAUAUAUAUAUAUGCUUCUUUUUUUUUUUAAUAUUUUGAUCUUGUUUUAUAAGAUAAAGGAAAACACGAUCAAGUAAUAUUCGUGUAACAUGCUUAACUCCUUAUGAUGAUUCAGAGU
Molecule: messenger RNA, 650 nt
Organism: Durio zibethinus
Lineage: Eukaryota; Viridiplantae; Streptophyta; Magnoliopsida; Malvales; Malvaceae
Source: RefSeq, a predicted model, not a curated record